Molecule: messenger RNA, 788 nt
Organism: Tupaia belangeri chinensis (Chinese tree shrew)
Lineage: Eukaryota; Metazoa; Chordata; Mammalia; Scandentia; Tupaiidae
Product: spectrin beta chain, non-erythrocytic 1-like
Exons: 4
Molecular function (GO): phospholipid binding; protein binding
Source: RefSeq, a predicted model, not a curated record
GGGGAAGAAAAGGGGCCAUGGCCUCAGGAUCAGCAGCCGCCACCUCCACCAGGGCAGCGCGAGGAUGAACAGGAGAAAUCUGGUGGGGACAAGAGGCCCGCCACGGAACCUGUCUUUAAGGUCCUAGACACACCUCUGAGCCCUGGUGGGGACAAGAGGCCCGCCACGGAACCCGUCUUUAAGGUCCUAGACACACCUCUGAGUGAGGGUGACGAGCCCACAACGCUGCCGACCCAGCGGGACCACGGGCACAGCGUGCAGAUGGAGGGCUACCUGGGCCGCAAGCACGACCUGGAGGGGCCCAACAAGAAGGCCUCCAACAGGUCCUGGAACAACCUGUACUGUGUGCUCAGGAACAGCGAGCUGACCUUCUACAAGGAUGCCAAGAACCUGGCUCUGGGGGUACCCUACCAUGGGGAGGAACCCCUGGCCCUGAGACAUGCUAUCUGUGAGAUUGCAGCCAACUACAAGAAGAAGAAGCACGUCUUUAAGCUGAGGCUGAGCAAUGGCAGCGAGUGGCUCUUCCACGGCAAGGACGAGGAGGAGAUGGUGUCCUGGCUGCAGGGCGUGAGCACCGCCAUCAACGAGUCCCAGAGCAUCCGCGUCAAGGCGCAGAGCCUGCCCCUGCCGCCCCUCUCCGGCCCCGACGUCAGCCUCGGCAAGAAAGACAAGGAGAAGAGAUUCAGUUUCUUCCCCAAAAAGAAGUAGCAGCAGGCGCCCAGCGCGGCGGGGCGGGGCGUGCAGGGACCUGGACCUCCGCGCCUUCCUCCCGCUGCCUGCCGCCUGCC